GCUGCCAUCUUGGAGCCUGGGGCCGCCAUGGCGUCAUGGGCGCUGAGCGCCGCCGCGCUGCUGUGCCUGGGCAGCGCCCUCGCGUACUCUGAGCUGCACUCGCUGUCCCUCGGGGAGGGCUCCAGCCCGGCGCCGGGUCAGGCCACCGUGCCAGGGCCUCCGGAAGAGGAGCAGCCGGUCACGAAGGAUUGUGGAAUAGCACCACUUAGAGGCGCAGUGGAAGGGUCUCGGAUUAUAGGAGGUACGCAAGCUGACACUGGCGCAUGGCCAUGGCAGGUUAGCCUGCAGGUUCAAGAUGGUAACAUUCUUAUGCAUGUAUGUGGUGGUGCCCUAGUGAGAGACAGGUGGGUCCUCACAGCUGCUCACUGCACGAAAGAGGCUAGAGAUCCUCUGAAGUGGAGAGCGGUGAUCGGGACCAAUGACCUCACCCAGAGCCACCGCCACACCAGGAAUGUAGGAAUAACAGCCAUCAUCAUCCCACCAGAUUUCAUUAUGGAAACUUUCAUAAAUGAUAUCGCACUGUUCCGGCUAAAGAGAGCCGUGAGGUAUAAUGACUAUAUUCAGCCCAUUUGUCUACCUUUUGGUGUUUUCCAAAAACUGGACCAAAACACAGCGUGUUUUAUAAGUGGCUGGGGAAGAACCAAAGAAGAAGGCAAUGGCACAACCAUUUUACAAGAGGCGAAAGUACACUUCAUCUCUCGGGAGAUUUGUAACUCUGACAAGGGCUACGGCGGAAUGGUUCCCAACACUUCAUUCUGUGCAGGUCACGAAAGUGGAACCUUUGACUCAUGCAGGGGUGACAGCGGUGGGCCACUGAUGUGCUACCUACCGGAGCACAGAAGGUACUUUGUGAUGGGAGUCACCAGUUACGGACAUGGCUGUGGGCGGAGACAUUUCCCCGGUGUCUAUAGCAACCCGGACUUCUUCCAGCAGUGGAUAACACAGUAUUUAUCACAAGGAAACACCAACCGCCUGUUCAAUGUGGACAUGGUAUUUGGCCAGGUCCUCAUAGCCCUAGGUUCUGUCAUCCUACUAGGAGUAACAUAAGGAACCUCUGGGGCGGAGGGUCACUCUGCCCCUGCGGUGUCUACACCAGAAAACUGUCUGCUUGGCUCACUCUAGUGCGUCCACGUCAACACUGGGUUGUUUUUGUUUUUGUUUUUGUUUUUUUAACAAAAAGGAUUGUGACAAGUACAUAGUUGUGACUUUGGGCACCAAACCCCAUGUUUCCUCACUAAACCUUGAUUCAUAAUUCUGUAUUUGGAAUACUUUCCUAGGGGUUGUAUAAAAUAUUUGUUCACUAUGUACUUUAUGUGUAUAAAAACCAAUAAACAGCUUAUAAUUU
Molecule: messenger RNA, 1345 nt
Organism: Mus pahari (shrew mouse)
Lineage: Eukaryota; Metazoa; Chordata; Mammalia; Rodentia; Muridae
Gene: Tmprss12
Product: transmembrane serine protease 12
Exons: 5
Coding region: 28-1047 (339 amino acids)
Biological process (GO): proteolysis; acrosome reaction
Molecular function (GO): serine-type endopeptidase activity
Source: RefSeq, a predicted model, not a curated record